UUCGACAUAUAGCAGCCGAGCCGCUCCGCUUCUGCUCCGCUCUGACUCUCGGUUUCGUUUCGAAAGACUUUUCCACUCGUGGACGCUGAACAAAUUGAUCAGCACUUACUCCGCAUUAAUGGAAUCUAGCAACGACACAGGGAUAUUUGUGUAGCGAUUUAAAAAAAAUAAAAAAACGGCUGCUGGGCAAAGUUACCUAGCUAGCUAGCAAAGCUAAGUUAGCUAGCUGGCUAGCUCUCUCUCUCUCUCUCUCUCUCUCUCGGUGUUCUAGAAGCUCGUGCGCGUGCGUUAGGUUUAGCGAUAACGUUAAGGUCGGUACGCGAACACCCUUGGCGUAUUAUCAGUAUUUCUUUUAAUUCUGGGGCCGUUUGAUGGAUCCUAGAAUCGCCUGGUUUCAGCCAGAACAGCGUGGACCCGCUAACAGCCUGUGGAUGCAGAUUUGGGAGACGACGCAGGGCCUCGGGAAUUUGUACUUUCACGGGAACGGGAACAGUAACGGAGGCGGCAGCAGCAGCGGAGGAGCAGGAGGUGGUGGUGGUGGUGGUGGAGGAGGCGGCGGAGGCGGCGGCGGAGGAUACAACUCGAGCCCGAAGAAGAGCGGAGACGGUGCGGUAGCGGCGGACAGCAGCGCGGCUCUCGACUGCAGCGAGCCCAAACACCGCGGGAUGUCCGGGGAGAUCGCCGAGCAGCGGGACUUCAUACCGCUGGAGAGCAAUAAUAUCAUCAUCAAUAAUAACAACCACCAGAACCAGCGAAUUGCUGCGGCGGUGGGCAGGGGCGGAGGCGGCGGCAGCGGGGCCGGGGGAGCGUGGAGCGGGGCGCAGGACACUGCCGCUGUCGCCGCGGCUCAGCGCAACAAGCGCAAGCGAGAGAACAAGGCGAGCACGUUCGGCUUCAACCGCAGCCUGUUACUCAGCAACGGCGCCCCUGGGCCGGUCACCGAGCUGUACAACGGCACGCCGUGGAAACGGAGAAAUUACUCCGGGGGAAUCGUCGGGCUCCAUGAGGAGAUCAAAGACUUCUAUGAGUACAUGUCUCCUCGGCCUGAGGAGGAGAGUAUGAGGCUGGAGGUCGUCGACAGGAUCCAGAGGGUCAUCAAGGAUUUGUGGCCCAGUGCAGACGUCCAAGUGUUCGGCAGUUUCAGCACUGGCCUGUAUUUGCCUACGAGUGAUAUAGACCUGGUAGUGUUCGGAAACUGGGAGACGCUUCCUCUGUGGACACUGGAGGAGGCGCUGCGCAAGAGGAACGUCGCAGACGAGAAUUCGGUCAAAGUGCUGGAUAAAGCGACGGUUCCGAUUAUCAAGCUGACAGACGCUCACACUGAGGUCAAAGUGGACAUCAGUUUUAAUGUGCACAGUGGCGUAAAGGCUGCCAAUCUCAUCAAAGACUUUAAAAAGAAAUUCCCUGUGCUGCCGUAUCUGGUGCUGGUGCUAAAACAGUUCCUGCUGCAGAGGGAGCUGAACGAGGUUUUUACUGGAGGCAUCGGAUCCUACAGCCUGUUUCUUAUGGCUGUCAGCUUCCUACAGCUACACUACAGAGAGGAUGUGUGCAGUCCUAACUCCAACAUGGGCGUCCUGCUGAUCGAGUUCUUCGAACUGUACGGCCGCCAUUUUAACUACCUGAAGACGGGCAUCAGAAUAAAAGAUGGCGGCUCGUACGUGGCCAAAGACGAAGUGCUGAAAGGCAUGCUGGACGGAUACAGGCCAUCUAUGCUGUACAUCGAGGACCCACUGCAGCCGGGCAACGAUGUUGGGAGGAGCUCGUACGGGGCUAUGCAGGUGAAGCAAGCGUUCGACUACGCCUAUGUGGUCCUCAGUCACGCCGUCUCUCCCAUCGCUAAGCACUAUCCCAACAACAAAUCUGAAAGUAUACUGGGUCGAAUAAUCCGCGUCACACGGGAGGUAGCCGAGUACCGCGAUUGGAUCAGCGAGCAAUGGGGCGUAAAGGCACAAAGCGACGCUGCCCUCAACUGCAACGGUAACGAUGUCACUCUCCUGGUUGAGCCUCAGGAGCUCGACGAGUGUAACAACAACUUACCUGAAGAGCCUCCACCAGCGCCACGGAGUAAAGCAUCCUCCAGCUCAUCCUCCCCAACGCCUUCCACACCAUCAUCGCAUUCGUCCUCAUCGUCCUCCCCCUCCUCCACAUCCAGCGACGCCGAUUCAGACGGAACGCCGUGCAAAACGGUUAAACAGCUAACCAGCCGGGGCUCCGGUGCUCACCGGGAUAACAGCGAGAGGAAUCUGGCCAAUCACAGAACUCAGAGUCAUCCCACGACCACACCCACUACAGGGCACAAAGGCAGUAAGAGCCGACAGUUUCGGCCAAGCAAAAGCUCCCCGGCUCAACAGAGCGUCUCGAACAGCAAGAGCCACCAAAGCAGCAAGGCACAUCACCCCGCUACGGGCAAAAGACGGAAAAACCAGCGGGAGGCUGCGCACGAGGACCUGUGCAGAUAGGAGGCGCUCUCAUUCUUCCUGGACAUUCACCUACUCUUACUUCCCUGGCCACGAGGAGGCGCUGCCAGUGUUAUUGGGCCCCCUUACCCAAAUUUGGGAUUUUUAAAGAAGUUAAAAGAAAACUCUCAAAAAAAGAAACACAUCUGGUGUAGAGAUCCGAGGACAAAUCAAUAAGGAGUGUUUUUUUUUUUUUCUUUUUUCUUUUUUCUUCUUCUACCUUCAAUUUCAAUCUUCCUAUUUUUCUUUUUUUUCGUCCCCACUGGCUUCUUUACUGCUUGUGCUCGGUGUGGUGGAGUUUUUAGGCCUCCUGUCCACCUCUCUACCACAGAGACCCUCCUCUUAUUGGUGUGGAGGACCAAAGGGAGAAAAAAAACAGAGGGACAGAGACUCAAAGGAGCAAUAUCUUAAAGCCCUGGACUUUAGUGGCAAAAUAAAAAUGUUAAAAAGACUGAAACUUGAAAACAAACAAAAAAUAUACAAUAAUAACAUAAGCGCCAAUUUUUAAAAAUCAGAAAAAAAAUACAAUCAUUGAAAUUGAGGACAGGAAUUAUGCAUGAAGGUUUUUUCUUUUCAUUUUUUCUUUUUUUUUUUGAAGAGUUAAAUCCUUUGUCAUGUGCUAAUUAGAUGGAUUUGUACAAAAAAAAAAAAAAAAAAAAAAAAUUCUAAAAAUGCCUCUAAGUCCUAAGGAAAAUUUCAUAAAAGUUUUUACAGGAUCAUAACUUCUUUUUUUUUUUGGUUUUGUAAAGAGGUCUGCAAACGACUUCAUAGAGCCAAACUGGGAUUUAAUUUCAUUUAAUCAUCAGCAUCUGAAUUGUGUGUGUGCGUGCGUGCGUGCGUCCGUGCGUGCGUGUGUGUGUGUUUGCAUGUGUCUGAAUACGGUGUCUGAUUUAUGUUUGAGUGUCUGUUAUUAGAGGUUCAUGAGGUGUGUAUGUAAGAUGUGGGAAACAGAUUGGGUAUGUGUGUCUGUUGCAUGACGACACACUCGCACUCAUUCAUAGGUAAUUGACCCGUCGGUGUCCAGAAUCAAUUGUGUCUCAGCUGUGUUAAAUGAAAAUAUUUUUUAAAUCACUACCCAGUUAUUUUAUUUUAUUUUUUUUUCUCUUUAAGAUAUCAAACCCCAGAUUAUUUGACUUGUAUGGAUAUUUAUUUUUCUUGAAAGACUUGAAGUAUAGAAAUAUUAUAUAUAUAUAGUUAUGUGAUAUAGGUAUCUGUAUGGGCAGAUGAGGAUGAUCUGAUUGUCGCUUGUAUGAUAUUGUGGCUAAGUCACUGUUCAGUUUAUUUUCCUUUCAAAGAAUUGGACGCUUCAGUGACCAAUUUGUUGUCUAAUCCCUGAGAGACCAUUUUAAACAAAUUCUUUUAACCUGUGGCUGGUCUACUUCCCUUAAAAUAUGACUCUUGAUUUUUUUUUUUUUUCUUUCAGAUUUUAUUUUAUUUUUAUUUUUGUUGUGUUCUCCUAAUUGUCAUGUCACUGCAGUAAUACAACAGUUGACCACUAGAUGGUGGUGGGACCCAAUUUCUUUCUCUCUCGCGCUCUCUCUCUCUCACACGCACACACACACACACUGCAAAGUUUUCAAAUGAUCCUGUUGUCAGAUUUGCCCAUAAAUAUCUGUUUUUAAGUCUUGAGGGUAGGUCAAUGUGAUCACCUGUAUGGAAAUUGAUGUGGGGGAAAUGAAAUUGAUGAGGGGAAAUGAGAAAGAUUGCUUGAAAGGUCUUUAGUGCCAUUAAGAAUAUCCGGUGGUUUCAGACAAACUGUAUUCAUGAUAACUCAUGCAAUAAACCGCAGCACAAUUAAACAAACAAACAAAGAAAAACAAACAAA
Molecule: messenger RNA, 4281 nt
Organism: Clarias gariepinus (North African catfish)
Lineage: Eukaryota; Metazoa; Chordata; Actinopteri; Siluriformes; Clariidae
Gene: tent4b
Product: terminal nucleotidyltransferase 4B
Exons: 12
Coding region: 372-2459 (695 amino acids)
Biological process (GO): RNA 3'-end processing
Cellular component (GO): TRAMP complex; nucleolus
Molecular function (GO): mRNA binding; poly(A) RNA polymerase activity
Source: RefSeq, a predicted model, not a curated record